This is a messenger RNA of Drosophila bipectinata, 4171 nucleotides long. Lineage: Eukaryota; Metazoa; Arthropoda; Insecta; Diptera; Drosophilidae. The record is from RefSeq and is a predicted model, not a curated record.
GAAAACUGAAAACCAGCAGGAGCGGGAAAAUUGAAAAUGUAUGCUCAUUAGUCUAGGCGGAAGCAGCCAGCGGGAAAAACUAACAACAAAAGCGCAUUUUACAAGGACCUCUUACCCCUGCACCACCCUCCCACGACCAGAAACGACAAGUUCCUAAGUCAAAAGGCAACACCAAUUCACAAUUAGCAACAACGCUAAAUUACGAGUAGGAGAGGCGGAGUGAAAGCGUGCCAGAUGGUUGGAAGGACAGUUGGCAAGAGUCAAGGACGCGCUUCAAAAUAAUUCGCAAAAGUAUGAACCAGAAUCCGCCGGCCAAAGGCAGUAACUCCAGCUAUCUCGAGCCCCACAAGAUGCCAGCAUCCUCAGCGAGCUGAUGCGCCUGCCAGCCAGCCACUUGAAUCGCAAAAUAAGACAAAUUUUCGGAGAGCUCGCAAAUUAUCGCUAAGGAAAUUGAUAGAUUCGAUUAGCAAUCUAAAAAGCAUAGCAUACCAGCCACCGAAAGAAGAGCUGGGCGUCGUCGUCGUCGUCGAAGACAACAGCCGGCGGCUUCUUUAAUUUGUCAACCAUCCCAGCCGCCCCAGCCAGCCCCUCGGACUUCCGCCAAAUCCAUCGCUUUAAGCCAACAAACAUCGAGUCAUGCCUGAGCAGGAUAAUUACGAUGAUGAGUUGGUCUCCAGCAAUCCGAACCAACGGAACUGGCGCGGGAUCCUCAUCGCCCUCCUGGUCAUAAUAAUUGUCCUGGCCCUGAUUGUUACAUCGGUGGUGCUCCUCACACCCCCCGAUGAAGGACCUCGCGUCAAGGGGCAGCGCAUCAAGCUGCAGGACAUCGUUGAUGGCCUCUUUUUGCCGCAACACUCCAACGGCAGCUGGAUCGAUGGCGAGGAGUUUUUGUAUCAGGACCAUUUGGGUCGCAUCUGUCUGCUGAAUGCAGCCAAUCGCUCGGAACGUGUCCUCAUGUCCAACGUGACAUUUAAAACCCUGGCCCCCUUCACCUUCACCAUAUCGGCGGACAAGCGAUAUCUGCUCCUGGCCCAGAACGUUGUGAAAUUGUUCCGGCACUCGUACCUGGCCCAGUACACGCUCUACGACAUUCAGACCAGCGAGAGCAUCAAACUGCGCCACAGUGGCCACCAGGACGAGUGGCCGUAUCUGCACUACGCCCGCUUCACGCCCUCCGGGAAUGCCCUGGUCUGGGUGCAGAGCUACGAUAUCUACUACAGGCAGGAGGUGCGCAGUCCCGUGGUGCAUCGGAUUACCCAUGAUGCGGUGCCCGGAGUGGUGUACAAUGGCAUACCAGAUUGGUUGUACGAAGAGGAAAUCCUUCAUGCAAAUAAUGCGAUUUGGAUGUCCGACAAUGGCCAACUGAUGCUGUAUGCCACCUUCAAUGAUACGCACGUGCAGGAGCAGCACUUCGCCUGGUAUGGAACGACGGGACCGUCCGGAGGAGCGGCUGCAGCUGCAGCAGCGGCGUCAGCAGGUCUCGGUGGCGGUGGCCAUGGAAGCGGAGCAGGAUCAGGGAGCGGUGGGUCGUCGGCCGGAAGUAAUCCGCACGCCAACCUGUACCCGGAAAUCAGAUCCUUACGCUAUCCCAAGCCAGGCACACAGAACCCCACGGUAACGCUGCGCGUAGCUGACCUCAAGGAUCCCCAGAAAGUUCACAUCACUGACCUGCGCCCGCCACAAAUUCUGGCUCAUGAAGACCACUAUUUCAGCAGCGCCAGUUGGGUGAGCCACUCCAAGAUUGCCGUAGUUUGGCUGAACCGACCGCAGAACAUCUCCGUGGUCAGUGUCUGCAAAGCCCCCACCUUCGAGUGCAUUGAGACCCACCGAGUGAGCGGCGACGGACGCGGGUGGGUGGACACUGUGGCAGUGCCGCUGUUCGCCUCCAACGCCAGUGUUUAUGUGGCCAUCUCUCCGCUGCGCGACGGACUGUUUGGCUAUUUCCGGCACAUCGUACACGUGGACAUUGACAAGAAUCGAGUCCUGCCCCUCACCCACGGGCCCUACGAGGUGAAUCGAUUGCUGCACUGGGAUCAGCUGGAUAAUUGGAUCUACUUCCUUGGCACUCCGGAGCGUCUUCCUUCGCAACAGCACUUAUAUCGCGUAUCCGCCCUGCCGGCCCGCCAAGGCCAGGCCCUGCACAGCCCCGACUGCCUGACCUGUCCACCCGUAUCGCAACGGGCCGAUGGCGUCGAGGAGGGCCACACCAAGUCACCACCGAAACUGGUCACCGCCUGGGACGAUGACUGGGAGGACUCCGAGGAGGAAGAAGUCCAGCAGGCUCCACCAGCGCUGCCAGUGGAGCAGCAGCGACCCGGAGGCAGGGGUCAGAGUGCUCCGCUACCACCGCCACCCAGCGAUUGUUUGUAUCACGAGGCGCAGUUUCCGCACUCCUUGCAGGCGCGCUAUGUCCUGAUCGAUUGCCUGGGCCCCGUCGUGCCCACCUCUAUCUUAUAUGGCCUGAAAUCCACAGGACCUGCUGGAGGACCCAAGGCCAAGCGGCAAAGCACUCAGCAAGAGGAACCACCGACGGAGGGCAGUGGGGAGAAGCCGCCUGGCGAGGACACCCCCAAGUCCCAGUUUCUGGAGCUCCUGGUUACCGUUCAAAACAACACACGACUAAAAGAGAAAAUGGCCAAGACGGCUAUGCCGCAAGUGAAGACCUUCCCGGUCAUGAUCUCGGGAGGGUAUCACGCCCAAGUCCGACUGUUCUUGCCGCCAGUUCUACGAGAGGAUGAGAUCACCCGGUAUCCCACCAUUUUGCAUGUUUAUUCUGGUCCUGGCAGCCAGCUUGUCACCGAUCGCUGGCACGUGGAUUGGAAUACUUACCUAGCCGGCAGCAAGGACUAUAUUGUGGUGGAGAUCGAUGGGCGCGGCUCGUCGGGUCAGGGGUACCAGCUGCUCCACGAGGUCUACAAGCGGCUAGGUAGCGUGGAGGUUUCCGACCAGCUGGAGGUCAGCGAGUACCUCCGGGACAACCUCCACUUUAUCGAUGCUCGACGGAUGGGUGUCUGGGGCUGGAGCUACGGAGGCUACACGGCUGCCCUGGCCCUGGCCGGACAGCAGUCCAUCUUCCAGUGCGGCAUCAGUGUAUCUCCGGUCACCAAUUGGAAGUUAUAUGACUCUACUUACGCCGAAAGAUAUCUGAGUUUCCCCAACGUGACGGACAAUUACAAGGGCUACGAGGAGAGCGACCUCUCCAAGUACGUGGACAACCUGAGGGAGCGUCAGUUCCUUUUGGUUCAUGGCACCGCCGACGACAAUGUCCAUGUCCAGCAGUCCAUGGUCCUGGCCAGAGCUCUGACCAGCAAAGGCGUCCUCUACAAGCAGCAGAUAUAUCCCGACGAAGGUCACAGUCUGUCGGGGGUUAAGCGACACUUGUACCGCUCCAUGACCGCCUUCUUCGAGGAUUGCUUCAAGAAACUGGUGCCGCCGGAGUCGAAAGCUGGCCUGGGCAAUGGCGGCGAUAUGCAGCAGCAAUAAACAUAAAUUAGGGAAUCACCAGCAACAGAGGAAAAAAUAUAUAAAAAUAAACACAAUUCUGAUAAGAAAAGUAUGGAACAUAACAAAACUUCAACCGGAACGUGCGAACGUAAUGUUUUUUUGUAAAUUGCAUUAAAUGUGAUUUAUUAUUGACACACCAACACAGCCACAAACACAAACUCUCACACAGACACAGAUCCAGUUAAAUGGCAGGACAACAAAAAAAUGGAAAGUGAAACAGACGCAAGAGCAACUAAGUUAAAUGGCAUUUUGUGUAAAAUUAAUAAGCAAAACAGCAGCGAAAGCGAAACCGAAACGAAAUGAAAACGAAAUGCCAAGUAAGUGUGCACAAAGAGAAGCAUAAACAAAUAACUGUAUAUGUAUGCGGACAAAGCGAAAAAAAUCCACAUGGUUGUGAAAACAUAACUCACACGCACAGCACAGAGCCACACACACACACGCACACACAAACACUUACAAACUCGGCGAACAAGAGCGGGUGCGAGAGAGUGCGCAGAAAGGUAGGCAAUAAAAAUUUACACAUGCGGCUUUUCUCCUGUGACAGGUGUGACAUUUCAAUGCCCUUACAAAGGGUAUUCCCAAGUCCAGCAAUCCUUUGGGCAGCAAUUAUUAAUUACUUUGAUUAAGAUUAAAAAAUUAAAUAAUAAUUUUUAGUUAUCAACUUUUA